Messenger RNA from Aspergillus campestris IBT 28561, 1779 nucleotides. Its product is annotated as ferric reductase family protein. The record is from RefSeq and is a predicted model, not a curated record. The transcript is spliced from 4 exons. Gene Ontology annotation, cellular component: plasma membrane. NCBI's taxonomy places the organism in Eukaryota, Fungi, Ascomycota, Eurotiomycetes, Eurotiales, Aspergillaceae. Gene Ontology annotation, molecular function: ferric-chelate reductase activity. Bases 1 to 1779 code for a protein of 592 amino acids. Gene Ontology annotation, biological process: copper ion import; iron ion transport; intracellular iron ion homeostasis.
AUGUCGAUGACACCAUGGCUAGACCAACCGGUCAUGCUGCACUCGGACCGUGAGGCCAUGUGUAUGAUGACCCCAGAGCAAUGUGCCUUGAAAUUCUCAUACUGGGUAUUUUGGUAUGAGGCCGAUCAUCGAUUCGCCUUGCCGACGGUGGCAUUCUUCAUGGUAGCAGUUAUCUUGUUCGCCUUGGGGAAUAUCGUCUCGUCGCUGGCCCCGCCGCGGUUGAAGCAAACAUCGGGCUGGUCCCGGUUGACAGCUGUCUUCCGCGUCCUGUCCUACAAGACCUGGAGGAUUGGAAGCUGGAACACUCGGUCCCUCGGGACGAUCUUGCUGGGGGCCGCUGGGCUUGUGUUCUUCCUAGCAAUGACGCUAGGCCCUCGACCUUACUACUGGCCUAACACGAAAGAUGCCGAGUAUGGUAGCUCGCCUCCCAUCGCGACACGCACGGGUUUCAUGGCCUUGGGAUGCUUGCCUUUUCUCAUUGUGCUCGGCGCAAAAGCCAACCCGAUCACUGCGCUCACGGGCGUCUCUCACGAGAAGCUUAACAUAUGGCACAACUGGGUCGCCUGGGCCAUGUUCGUCUUGGCCUUGAUCCACACCUUUCCCUUCAUCGUCUACCACCAGCGAGAGGGGGAUACCGCUAAGGAGUGGAAAACCGGCGGUGUCUGGGUGACUGGCGUGGUGGCGUUGAUCGCACAAGCAUGGCUGACAUUCAUGUCGAUCCCGUGGAUUCGAAACCGCUACUACGAAUUCUUCAAAGGCACGCACUUCCUCGCAGCCAUGGUCUUCAUGGUCUUCUUCUUCUUCCACUGCGACUUCCGCAUGUCCUCAUGGGACUACUUCAUCGCUACCGCCGUCCUCUACGCCCUCUGCUGGUUCUACGCCCAGUUCAAGACCUACCUCGAGCUCGGCGUGCGACACAAAGCGCGGCUCUCACGCGAGACAGACCACACCCUGAAAGUCACCAUCGACACCACCACGGAGUGGCAGCCGGGCCAGCACAUCUUCCUACGAUUCCUCACCGGCGGAGUCCACAUGCUAACCGCGCACCCCUUUACCAUCUGCUCUGUGCCGCAGCCCGGAAACGUCAAUCAGUUGGUGUUCUACGUGCGCGCGCGCGGCGGUCUCACCGGUCGGCUGAUGAAGAUGGCUGAACAGCAGCCGAAUAAGGCUGUUCCUGUGCUUUUGGACGGCCCGUACGGCGGUGUCACCAGCCGGUCGAUCGCGGAGUUUGAUCGCAGUCUUGUUGUGGGCGGGGGCGUCGGCGCUGGGUUUACACUGUCCCUUAUCGAAGACUACGUCCGGCGCGCUGGGUCUGCGAAAGCCGAGAAGGAAAUGAAAGUCAUCGUUGCGACGAGGGAUCCGGCCAUGCGCACGUGGUACACUGAGGCCCUACGGGAGAUUGAGCAGCGGCAUUCGCAGACAUCCAACAUCAUCGGGUUGGAGGUGCAUAUCCAUGAGACAGGGCCUGAACAGCACGGCGCGGAUUAUAUUGCGACUGGGUCGAGUUCGCCGUCUAAGGAGGCUGAAGUCCUUGCGCAGGAGCAGAGUCAUGCGGCUGCGACGAUGUUUAGUGUCAAGUUCUUCCGGGGUCGACCGAACUUAAGGACUGAGGUUGACUCGCUUGCUGGCCAAGACGGUGUCGCUGUUGGUGUUGUUGUUUGUGGUCCGUCGUCGAUGCAUCAUGAUGUGGGAUCUGCUGCUGCGGAUGCUCAGCAGCAUAUCAUCUCUGAUCGGAAGGGGGCGAGGGAGGUCUGGUUCCAUCAGGAGACGUUUUCGUAA